AUGUUGCUUUCGUCUAUCGCUGGCCUUAUAGGCCUCAGCUACGCUGCAAGCCAGCAGGUCCUGCAACCUGAGAGUUCUGACGGCUUUCGCAUAUUCCAGAGUGACUCUUCACCAGAACACUCGAUCCGUAUUCGAAAACAAGAUGAAUCAAUCUGCGCAGCCGGUUCAGCUCAAUAUACGGGAUGGCUUGAUGUCGGGCCGGUCCAUCUCUUCUUUUGGUACUUUGAAAGCCAGAAUGACCCUACCAAUGACCCAUUGACACUCUGGAUGACGGGUGGACCAGGCGGGUCUAGUAUGAUCGGGCUGUUCGAAGAGGUCGGCCCUUGUCUCGUCAACGAGCACGGAAAUGGUACCAACCAUAACCCAUGGGGUUGGUCGCGGAACUCAUCGUUACUGUUCGUUGAUCAGCCUGUCGGGGUUGGUUUCUCCUAUCUCGACGAAGGCUAUGAUCUACCUGGCGACUCGACGCGCGCUGCUGUCGAUAUGCACCGAUUUCUGCAGCUAUCCGUUUCAGGCGUGUUCCCGCAUCACCUGAAUAGCCCGCUCCAUCUAUCGGGGGAAUCAUACGCUGGUAAAUAUAUUCCGGCUCUUGGCUCUCAGAUAGUGAGACAGAAUAAGCUCUACCCUCACGAGCCCCAGGUGCAGCUUCGCUCGUGUCUGGUGGGAGACGGGUUUAUGUCUCCGAAGGAUCGGAUUUUCGGAUAUUGGGAAACAUUGUGUACCACCAACCCGGGCGUUGCAGAACCCGUGUUCAACAAGACCAGAUGUGAUAUCAUGGCUGCUAACAUGCCUCGGUGCAUGGAUGUCAUGGAUACUUGCAACCAAAACCCGGACCCAGCCGUGUGCAACGCAGCGAUAUCUGUUUGCUACGAGGGCGUCAUCGGAUGGUACGAUGACGAGUCAUACGCGGGUGGCCGCAACAGGUUCGACAUUACGGCCCCUUGUGAACUUGACGAUUUCUGCUAUAUUGAAGCGGCCCAUGUUGGAAAGUACCUUAACACCCGAGCUGUUUGGGACGCACUUUCGCCCCCAAAACAGGUCGGCCACUUUAAUAUUUCUUCUGAUGCGAUUUCUCGAUCAUUUGAACAGACUUCAGACGAAGAGACUUCCACGUCUAACCAAGUGGCUUAUCUACUUCAGAACCAAGUCCAUUAUCUCGCUUACCAAGGCAAUCUUGAUCUUGCCUGCAACACAGCUGGAAACCUUCGCUGGGCGAACUCGCUUGCCUGGAGCGGGCAACCUGAAUUUGCUUCUAAGUCGCUGCAGCCAUGGAAGUCAGUAGUUGCGGCAACGGGCAAGGAUGAAAUCGUCGGAACGAUGAAAGAGGUCCGGGUUCGGGCGAGCAAUACCGCAGAAAUUGAAUCGCGGUUUGCUAUCGUGACUGUGAAUGAUGCUGGCCACUUUCUGCCACAAGAUCGCCCCGACGUGGCUUUCGAUAUAAUGACGCGGUGGAUCAGCGGAGCAGACUUUGUUUAA
Molecule: messenger RNA, 1476 nt
Organism: Penicillium cinerascens
Lineage: Eukaryota; Fungi; Ascomycota; Eurotiomycetes; Eurotiales; Aspergillaceae
Gene: cp8
Product: putative carboxypeptidase Y
Exons: 4
Coding region: 1-1476 (491 amino acids)
Biological process (GO): proteolysis
Cellular component (GO): fungal-type vacuole
Molecular function (GO): serine-type carboxypeptidase activity
Source: RefSeq, a predicted model, not a curated record